Branchiostoma floridae (Florida lancelet) is the source of this 1157-nucleotide messenger RNA. RefSeq names its product TLC domain-containing protein 4-A-like. Bases 388 to 1128 code for a protein of 246 amino acids. The transcript has 6 exons. Gene Ontology annotation, biological process: lipid homeostasis. The record is from RefSeq and is a predicted model, not a curated record. Gene Ontology annotation, cellular component: endoplasmic reticulum; membrane. Lineage: Eukaryota; Metazoa; Chordata; Leptocardii; Amphioxiformes; Branchiostomatidae.
GCGUACGUUGGUUGUCAAACCCAAAUCAUGAGAGUUUCAUAGCUUUUGGCAAACGACUGUUUAUGAAGCAAAAAUAGUAACGACGUCUCCAUUUUUCAAUCAACAUUGCUGACAUACAAAUGGUAUCAUGUUCUCUGUUUAUUACCAAAACAUUGAUAAAUCAUUAAUAGAGCUUUCCUUUAAUAGAUUCUGCUCCCAAACAACUAAAGGCCCUGAAUUUUGACUUUUUGGACUUUGAUCUCACGUGCACCAUGCGUAUAUACGCGUGUUAUGUUGACCUUUGCUUUUCAAAACAUGUAGUGCAGAGUCCACCGGUGGACUUACUAAGAGGCUUCCGUAGUUAACGACUUAACGUUACAUGCUUUUGAAGAGACAACGCUUGACAAGAUGGCACUAGAAACGUACUAUCCUCUGAUUGCUGUCUGCUCAUUUCUAACAUGGUUGUUAACCUUUCGUCUGAGUCGCGAAAUUUUCGGACGAUUUUCUGUCACCUACCGAGCCAUGACCAGGGAAAAACAGGUGUCUGUUGACGACAAUUUUAAGGUGAUCCUGCAUUCCAUACCGGUCACUGUCCUGUCCUGGUACACCUACCUUUGCACAGAGCUACCGCCAGAGGGCGUUUGGUAUGACUCCCCUUGGGUGAGAUUGGAAGCGUCCAUAUACCUGGGAUAUGCAUGCACAGAUCUUCUACUGAUGGCCCUUCACACUCAGCUGUCUACCAAGCUCUACAUCGCCCACCACUGUAUGUCUCUGUACUGUUCAUAUAUCGGAAUGAAUUAUCCCUGUAUGGCUUUCUACGGCAACACAACCAUCAUGAUGGAACUGUCCAAUUCAAGUGUCUUUCUAAGAUAUCUCCUUGUGGAUUUUGGCUACAAGAACACAAAGUACUACACCUGGAACGGUGUUGUCAUGUUGGUGACGUUCUUCGUCGCCCGUGUUGUGGUGACCGCCAUCGCGACCUUCAACCUGAUCAAGGUCAUGGCCACUCAAGACGACUUCUACGAGCUGCCGCUUCAAGUGUCCGUCUGUUACGUCCUAGGCUGUCUGCUGUUUAACAGUCUGAAUUACUACUGGUUCGCACUGAUGUGCCAAGGCUUUGUGAAACACUUUUCAGGGAAGAAAGAAUAACCUAGUACCCUUCACUAGGUUUGGUUUGU